Kluyveromyces lactis is the source of this 1734-nucleotide messenger RNA. RefSeq names its product Vps45p (gene VPS45). Lineage: Eukaryota; Fungi; Ascomycota; Saccharomycetes; Saccharomycetales; Saccharomycetaceae. The coding region runs from base 1 to 1734 and encodes 577 amino acids. Gene Ontology annotation, cellular component: Golgi membrane. Gene Ontology annotation, biological process: vesicle-mediated transport; intracellular protein transport. The record is from RefSeq and is a predicted model, not a curated record. The transcript has a single exon.
AUGAAUUUGUUUACGGUUGGUGAUUAUUAUAUCAGCAGAAUCGCAAAUUUCCAGUCCAAACCGUCGGACACCUCGAUACAGGAGAAGUCGAGAGUAAAGGCAUUGAUUUUGGAUAAUGACACACUCUCUACGAUAUCGAUGUGUACUACUCAAACCGAGCUAUUAAAGCACGAGAUUUACUUGGUCGAUAAACUUGAGAAUAUUCACAGAGAUCCAAUGCCACAUUUGAAAUGUUUAUGCUAUUUGAAACCCACUGAGGAUACGAUUCAAGACCUAUUACACGAAUUACAGGAUCCCAAGUAUGGCGAAUACCAGAUUUUCUUCAAUAACCAGGUGAGUAAGUCCCAGUUGGAACGGUUAGCCGAAAGAGAUGAUAUGGAGGUUGUCACACAUGUAGAAGAAGUUUUCCAAGACUACCUAAUUGUGAACGAGGAUGUCUUCACUUUAGAGAUCCCGUUGUACAAUCUUCUCCAAAAUCAAUUGGUAUGGGAUCCAAAGGGAUUGCAGGAGACGUCUAACGGGUUAAUCUCAUUGCUACUAUCGUUAAAACUAAAUCCGACAAUUGCGUAUGACUCGGAUAGCAAAUUGUGUCAAAAGUUAGCUAAGGAUUUAGAGUAUGAAAUUAAGACAAAUGAAAGGCAGUUAUUUGAUUUUCCCGUCAGAGAUUCGAAUCCGUUACUAAUUUUACUUGACAGGAAAUCGGAUCCAUUGACACCAUUACUUCAACCGUGGACCUAUCAAUCGAUGAUAAAUGAAUAUAUCGGAAUAAAAAGAAACUUGGUAGACCUUUCGAAUGUACCAAAUAUCGAUCCCGAUUUGAAGCAGGUUGUACUCUCUUCAAAACAAGAUAAGUUCUUCAAAGAAACAAUGUAUAUGAAUUUUGGUGAUUUGGCAGAUAAGGUGAAGAACUAUGUUACUCAGUAUAAAAAUAAGACCAACAUUACCAAACAAAUCAAUACGAUAGAAGAUAUUAAAGAGUUCAUCGAAAAGUUCCCCGAAUUUAAGAAACUCUCAGGCAACAUUUCAAAACAUAUGGCCAUUGUUAGUGAAUUAGAUAGGCAAUUACAACUGAAGAAUAUAUGGGAAGUCAGUGAGCUAGAGCAAAACCUCUCUUCACAUGAUGACAAUAACGAUGACUUUGUAGAACUGAAGAGAAUUCUAAACUUACCAACCUUAGAAUCAUAUUACAAAUUAAAAUUAUGCUGCAUUUUUGUUCUACGACACGGCAAGAACGAAUCUAGAGUUUCUGAGUUGGAGAAUAUUCUAAGACAACAGUGUGAUCCCACACAAAUUUCUCUUUACUUUCAAUUUAAACAGAGAUUUGGGUCAAUAUUCAAUAAACACAAAGCUCCUCAGGACAAUGAUUUGAUUAGUGGAUUAACCAAGAAAUUCAACAGAUUAGGCAGCACCAGCGCUGAAAAUGUGUUUAUGCAACAUGUUCCUGAAUUGACAACACUUCUCAGCGAUUUGGAUAAAAACAAGUUCCCACAAGAGGGAGUGACUCUUUUAAACCAAAAUAUUGACCCUAAGACAUAUAUGCCACAAGAUGUUGUUAUAUUGAUCGUCGGAGGCCUCACUAUAGAAGAAGCGCGCGCAGUACAUCAAUUCAAUGAGAAACAGAGUAAAAAUAAGGACAAUUGCAGAGUUAUCAUUGGAGGAACCUCGAUUAUUUCUACAGAGCAAUUUUUAACAGAUGUUUGCGCCGUUAAUGAUAAACCAGUUGACUUAUUAUGA